Messenger RNA from Babesia microti strain RI, 2241 nucleotides. Its product is annotated as conserved Plasmodium protein, unknown function. The record is from RefSeq and is a predicted model, not a curated record. The coding region runs from base 1 to 2241 and encodes 746 amino acids. NCBI's taxonomy places the organism in Eukaryota, Apicomplexa, Aconoidasida, Piroplasmida, Babesiidae. The transcript is spliced from 6 exons. Gene Ontology annotation, molecular function: RNA binding.
AUGGAUGAACUUUUAGAACAACAGGGGAAGAUAAUAGAUCAAAUAUGUGAUGAUAUGAUGGAGUCCCCUAUGCAAGGCAAUAUGGAAUUAUCGGAUGGCAAUUCUGACGGCCAAGAACAUGAAUGCGAAAACGAAGUUACUUUGAUAUUGGAUGAAUUGGCGGCAAAAUUUACUGGAUUGGCAAAUUCCAAGAAUGAUUCUGCUAUGGAUGAUGAUGAGGAGGGAGCAAUACAGGAGGACUUUGUCCCUUUCCUACGCAUAUCGCAUGAUUGCCCCCCUUCACAGAGUCUGCACAUACUAAAUUUGCCUCCGGAAAUGGACUUAGAGGUUCUCAACAAUUUAUUAUUGCUGCACCCGCAAUUGUUUAAGAAAUCUUUCACCUUCGAAACCAACAAACUGCACGUCAUUUGCCGUUCAUUGGCCAUAGCUAAGACAGCUCGGGAUAAAUUGGAUGGACUUGUGCUUAUGAAUAGGGAAAUUCAAGUUGUAUAUGCCCCUAGGGUAGAUUCAACAAAUAUGUUUGGACUGAGCAAAUUAGCUGCGCCUCCGCCGCCACUUCCACCCGAGGCACAGCCCAAUUACAUGUUUGGACGAGGAGGACCAGCAUACAAUUCCAGCAUUUUACCCCUUCCCAAUUUCAAGUCCAAUCCUUCAUUAUUUGGCAUGGGAAUACCGCCGCCUCCGCCCAACGGCCCGCCAUCGCACCUCUUUAAGAACAAGGACAAGUAUAUUCUAGACAACAAAAAGACAAUACUUUCCCUUCUAAACAACCCCUCUCCUUCCCAAUGGAAUGAGACGCAAUCCAUUAUUGAUAGGCACCAAGAGUUUACUGACUUGCACAAGAAACACGGUUUUGUUCAAAGGUAUUUGUUGCUACAAGAUUUGAAUGCAUCAGUUGUGACUCCUGAUUUGGAAACUUGGAUUAAAAAUUCUUGUGGCUACCCCUACCCCCAAGUACAUUUAUUUGACCCUGCAGAUUUAACCAACGGAAAAUUGCUCGAUUUAAAUGAAACGCAGCAGGGGAUCCCCGAAAAUUUUACGUUGCACUUGUGUUUCAAUACAAGGAAGCAAUCAUUGGAUGCACAUAGAUCUUUGAUUGAAUUACACCCAGAUCUGUCAAUACAGCACACUGCCCCUUAUUUGCCCACGAAUACAUUAUGGAUCGGAAAUUUGGGAGACAUUUUGAGGUUAAAUUCGGACGUAUCACAAGUGAAGGAGUUGUUAGGAUCUUUUGGCACAAUUACAAAUUUUAAGUGCUUGAAUGAGAGUAAUUGUGUGUUUGUCUCAUACCAAGACAUACAAUCUGCAAUAAAGGCCAGAAAUCAGCUGUUGGCAGUGCCACUGUCAGCUUCUUCACAUUCUAGCAACGUCAUGAAUGUCGAUUUUUCGUCGUCUUUUAUCACUGUAAUGGCAAAAAAUCAACAGCGCAGUCUCAUAGAUCAGGAAUCAAAUGGAGAUAUUGAACAACGACUAAUUUCGGCACUAAAAGCCACGCCGGAAGGCGAAAAACUACUGGAAGAAUUUCUUUCAGGCUCCUCUAAGCACUCUAGUAUACAUGAUUUGGUGUCUACGUUACACAAUGGCAAUCGACCGAGGUACGAUGACCAGAGGAGCGGCAGCGAUAGGUUUAGGAGGGACAGAUACGAUAGGCAAAGAGGCAGAGGUUACAGCGAAAGGAGAUCGGAUGGAGAUUUUGACAGGUACAAUGCGCCCAGAGUUGAUAGGUUUGGUCGUAUGAUUAGGGAUUCAUACCCGAAGGAUUCAUUUGACACCACGCCGAGGAAGAGGACUCCACCAUCCAUCGAGAUUGAUACAACAAAUUUGAAAAGGGCAAAACACCAGUCCAUUGUGUGCCAAUUGCUCAAAAGAGGCAAAGAAAUUUGCAAAGUAUCUGCAGUGUUUAUAUCUGGAGAUUCCACUAUUUACAUACCCCAAACGUUGGAUGUCAACCAGCGCGCACAUCCUGAGCGCUUGUCCACCCUAUUGGAUAAGUCUGCAAGGGUUUCUCUAUGGCAAUUGGGGGCUGAUACCAGGCAGGAUAGCGUCCAGUACGAUAAACUUUGUGAUUACUUGAUAACCAAGAAUAGGGUGGCAUUGUUGCAACACGAUAAUCUGCAGGUUUACAUCGUACCACCGUGCGACAAGUAUAUUGACACUUUAAAGGUCCCUGAUGCCAAUUUUAUGUACUGCUACCUCAUUCCUGGCGAACCCUGUUCUUUGUCUGUGGAUGAACAAAAUUAA